UCCAAACCAUCUUCUUUUUUUAUGUUUUUCCAUUAGCAUAUAAUCACACUAGAAUCUCCAAUGACAUUAAGCUAUCAACAACUUCUUACUUCUUUAUUCAAGAUGACCAUUCUUACUUCACAAAUGACACUUUUUUUGUUUAUGCUUUUAUCUAUAACUACAUUCCACAAAACCAUGUGCAGCAACCACACCGUGGUUCAAUGCAAUGAGAAAGAUCGUGAGAUAUUGUUAAACUUCAAACAAGGCAUCCAUGAUACUUUUGGUCGGAUAUCAAUAUGGUCCGAAAAAGAUUGUUGUGCUUGGGAAGGAGUCCACUGCGACAACACUACUGAAAGAGUUACAAAACUUGAUCUCCACUUGAAAGAUUUGAAAGGUGAGAUGAGUCUUUGUAUUCUCGAACUGGAGUUUCUCAGUUACUUAGAUUUGAGUAUGAAUCAUUUUGAUGUGAUAAGUAUUCCAGUCACUCAACACAACAUCACACAUUCAUCUAGCCUUUUCUACCUUGACUUAUCCUUCAACGAAGGUCCUAAUCUGCACAUGGAUAAUCUUGAUUGGCUUUCUCCACAUUCUUCCUUGAAAUAUCUCAUCCUUAGUGGAAUUGAUCUUCACAAGGAAUCCAAUUGGCUUCAAGUAGUGAGUACACUUCCCUCACUAUUAGAACUACAAUUGACUGAUUGCAAACUGAACAACUUCAUGUUCAACUCAUCUUUUGAGUAUUUGAAUUUGUCUUCAAUUGUAAUUCUUAAUCUUUCUUUAAACAACUUCACCUCUCAUUUGCCAAAUGGGUUUUUUAAUCUCACAAAAAAUCUCACCUAUCUUUACCUUCAUGAAAGCAAUAUACAUGGUGAGAUACCUUCAAGCUUGCUAAACCUUCAAAUUUUAAGACACCUUGAUCUCUCUAAAAACAACCUACAAGGAUCAAUUCCAGAUAGAAUAGGGCAACUACCAAAUAUUCAACACCUUGAUCUUUCAAUGAACAUGUUAAGCGGUUUCAUUCCUUCAACUCUAGGAAACCUCUCAUCCUUAAUUUCCUUAUCCAUUGGCUCUAAUAAUUUCUCUGCUGAAAUUUCAAAUUUAACUUUUUCCAAACACUCUAGUUUAGUUUCACUAGACAUGAGUAAUUCAAAUGUUGCAUUCCAAUUUGAUUUGGAUUGGGUUCCUCCUUUUCAACUCUCUCACCUAUCAUUGAGUAAUACAAAUCAAGGCCCAAACUUUCCAUCUUGGAUAUAUACACAAAAGUCACUGCAAGAUCUCGACUUAUCGAGCUCAGGAAUUUCGUUUGUGGAUAGAAAUAAGUUCUCGAGCCUUGUAGAAAGAAUACCCAAUGAACUUAUUUUGACAAACAAUUCGAUUGCUGAAGACAUAUCUAACCUAACACUAAAUUGUUUGUUUUUAAGGUUGGAUCACAACAAUUUCACAGGAGGACUCCCAAACAUAUCACCAAUGACCACUCAUGUUGAUGUGUCAUUCAACUCCUUCUCAGGAGAAAUUCCACAUAGUUGGAAGAACUUGACAGAUUUACAAUACAUUAUCUUGUGUAGAAAUAGGCUGUCUGGUGAAGUUCUAGUGCACCUCGCUAAUUUGAAAGAUUUACGAUACAUGUUCUUGGGAGAAAAUGAAUUUUAUGGAACUAUACCAACCAUGAUGUCACAAUACUUACAAGUGGUUAUAUUGAGAUCUAACCAAUUUGAAGGGAAUAUUCCACCACAAUUAUUCAAUCUCACUUCUUUGUUUCAUUUGGACCUUGCACACAACAAAUUUUCAGGAUCUUUGCCGAACAGCGUCUACAACUUGACUCAAAUGAAUACUAAUCAUGUGUAUGUAUGGAGGCCUGUCACAUUUAAUUUAUUUACCAAAGGUCAAGAAUAUGUGUAUCAAGUCCGUCCGGAGAGACGAACUAUUGACCUUUCAGCCAAUAGCUUGUCCGGAGAAGUGCCAUUGGAAUUGUUUCGGCUUGUUCAAGUUCAAACGUUAAACUUAUCUCACAAUAAUUUGAUUGGAACAAUACCAAAAGAUAUUGGACGCAUGAAGAAUAUGGAAUCUCUUGACCUCUCUAGUAAUAAGUUUUAUGGUGAAAUUCCGCAGAGCAUGUCUCUCUUAACAUUUUUGGGUUAUUUGAAUUUAUCUUACAACAAUUUUGACGGAAAAAUUCCAACAGGAACUCAACUUCAAAGUUUUAAUGAAUCGAGCUACAUUGGAAAUCCUAAACUAUGCGGAGCUCCUGUAACCAAUUGUACCACAGAAGAAGAAAAUCCUAACACUGAAAAGCCUUUUACACAGAUUGAAGACGAGGACUCUAUAAGAGAAUCAAUGUAUCUUGGCAUGGGAAUUGGAUUUGCAGUAGGUUUUUGGGGGAUUUCUGGUUCUUUGUUUCUUAUUAGAAAAUGGAGGCAUGCAUACUUUCGGUUUAUUGAUGGAGUAGGUGACAAGCUCUAUGUUACUUUGAUCCCAAAGUUAAACAACUUUGGAAAAAAUUGAGCUCCGGCUAGUUAAGUUUGCUUCAUAUUUUAUUAGGUGAUUAUACUUGUGGCAGACUCUUCACUGUUUUGCUAAUCAUGGAUAUAGCUUUCUAAACCGAGCCAUUAUUGUGACGUUUCUGAGACUGUACCACUGAUUCUGCUGAAUUCAUCAUCUUUCACUAGUUGUAAUUUUUUUGUUCAUUGAAUAUUUUUUAUAUAAGUCGAGGAAUGGUUGCAUUCAUGUGUAAACUAUCUCUCUUCUUUUUAUUAGUUUAUGUAUAUGGUGGCAGAAUAAUAGUUUGUGUAGGAACGUUGUUGACUUGUUACUUACAACUCUAAAUUAUGUGAAGGUGUCAUAUGUAAAUUGAUUUUCAUCACAAAACAAAAAUGUACUAUUAAAAUUCUAAAAUAAACAAUAUUAAUUGCCAA
Messenger RNA from Medicago truncatula (barrel medic), 2888 nucleotides. Its product is annotated as receptor-like protein EIX2. Gene Ontology annotation, molecular function: protein binding. The transcript has 2 exons. The record is from RefSeq and is a predicted model, not a curated record. Bases 61 to 2478 code for a protein of 805 amino acids. NCBI's taxonomy places the organism in Eukaryota, Viridiplantae, Streptophyta, Magnoliopsida, Fabales, Fabaceae.